GCUCGGAUCUGGUCAUCAUUUGUUAUUUUGGAUCGAUAGGACCGAUCCUUCUAAGGAGGGUGUGGUGUGUUUCAGGACCGGAGAGGAACCAGACAGCCCCGGUACUUUGAUCCAGUCUGGCUAAGAAGACGUUGACCCUGCAGCACCGACAACUCGACUCAGAUCUCUCUUCAGCGACAUCAUGCGCUCCUCGACCACAUCUGCCGCUCUGCUCUGCCUGCUGGCGGGGGCCAUGGCUGCCGUUCAGGACCCCCACGCAGUGUUUUUGGACAAGCAGCAGGCGAGCACCAUGAUUUCCCGUCAAAAGAGGAACGUCGGCGGCAGCCCGGAUCAGCCCGCCAGCCUGGAGCAGGCUUGCAUGGAGAAGGUGUGCAACUACGAGGAGGCCAGAAAGAUCUUCCAGGACUCGUACCGAACGGACAUCUUCUGGGCUGUCUACAUUGAUGGAGACCAGUGUGCAGAGAACCCCUGCAAGAAUGGAGCCAUGUGUUCGGACAGCGUGGGGGGCUACGACUGCGUCUGCAAGUCGGGUUUCACAGGAGUCCACUGCGAAAACGACCAGACUGUGUGCACCCUGGAGAAGAACAAAGGCUGCUCCCAGUUCUGUAAACCAGGCUACACGUCCUACGAGUGCUCCUGCGCCCGCGGGUGGAAGCUCAACAGUGACAGGAACAAGUGUGACCCUGCAGGCAAAUUCCCCUGUGGUAAGGUGAACAAUCUGAACCUCUGGGAUAGCAGACUGUCCGCCAACACUCGCAGCGACUUUGAAGGACUCAGCUGUAGUCCCACAGAGUGCCCGUGGCAGGCUCUUCUGGUCAGCCCAGAUUCUGCAGGUUUCUGCAGCGGAGUCAUUCUGAAGGAGAACAUGGUCUUGACUACGGCUCAUUGUGCCAAAAAGUACAGCUCCUUCCAGGUGGUUGUUGGCAAGCGAAGCACCACCUAUGAAUCUGGAGAGCAGACCCUGUAUUUGAAAGAACUUCACCAUCACCCACGCUAUGUGGAGGGUCGCCCUGAAAAUGACCUGACUGUUAUUGAGCUACAAAGCCGCAUCACCUUUAAGAAGGAGGUGACUGCAGCCUGUCUGCCAGAAAGAGACUUUGCAGAGAAUGUCCUGUUGGCGGGAGAGUAUCAGGCCAUAGUCAGCGGCUGGAAAGAACCCAAAGAGGAAACUGCCUUCCAGGGCCCGCUCACCUUCAACCAGCUGGCGUACGGCAGACUGCCUAAGUGUCUGGAGACGUACCCCCAAAUGAUGACCAAUAAACUGGGCUGCACCACUGCCCAGGCCAAUGCUGACUGCACCAUGAGCUCCGGCAGCCCCCUGCUCACCCUCUAUAGGGACGUGUUCUUCCUCACUGGGGUGGUCAGCCUGCCGCCAGGGGCCGACUGCAACCAAGGCUUCAUCUUCCAGAAAGUGUCGCGUCACCAAGGCUGGCUGCGGAAGAUCAUGGGUUCAAACUAGGUAGCGUAGUCAGGGAAACAGGGAGGUGACUGGUGAUGAAAAUAUAUUAUAAUGCAGGGGAUUAUAUACUUUAAACAGGAAAUCAGACUUGUUUAAUUUAGUGCUUGAAGAACAACCUUUGUUUUGUCUUUUAAUAUGAAAUACUUCUUAAAGUAAAAACUAAAGCAACCAUAUCGUCUAAAUCUAGGCUAUUGCUUCCCUGUGUCGCUGCUGACGUCCUCAUUUAUCCACAAGGUGGCGCCUUGGUCAAAUAAACAGAGAAGCACUUUCUCUAGCUUCUGUAUCGUCUAAAGCAGCAAGAAAAGCAAUGAAUUAUUCAGCAUGUGUUUUGUGAUGUGCAAAUACCUUCUACUAAUCUUUAUGUAAUGUUAUUUUUAGCAACUGACAUGCACCUUGCAACACUCAAAGUAAUCACUGUUCUAUGAAUGUUAUACAUGUAAUAAAACCCAAACAACACA
Molecule: messenger RNA, 1917 nt
Organism: Notothenia coriiceps (black rockcod)
Lineage: Eukaryota; Metazoa; Chordata; Actinopteri; Perciformes; Nototheniidae
Gene: proza
Product: protein Z, vitamin K-dependent plasma glycoprotein a
Exons: 9
Coding region: 182-1459 (425 amino acids)
Biological process (GO): blood coagulation; proteolysis
Cellular component (GO): extracellular region
Molecular function (GO): calcium ion binding; serine-type endopeptidase activity
Source: RefSeq, a predicted model, not a curated record